Messenger RNA from Cotesia glomerata, 4559 nucleotides. RefSeq lists its product as uncharacterized. Gene Ontology annotation, molecular function: sequence-specific DNA binding; DNA-binding transcription factor activity, RNA polymerase II-specific. Bases 182 to 3790 code for a protein of 1202 amino acids. Gene Ontology annotation, cellular component: nucleus. The transcript has 4 exons. The record is from RefSeq and is a predicted model, not a curated record. Gene Ontology annotation, biological process: regulation of transcription by RNA polymerase II. Lineage: Eukaryota; Metazoa; Arthropoda; Insecta; Hymenoptera; Braconidae.
CGAUAUAAAAAAAGAGCGUUUGGCUGCUCGCUUACAUAUUUCUUAAAACUAUUUCUCAAGUAAUAACUUAUAAACCUAUAGAUUAAUAUAAAAUGAUAAAGUUUAUGUAAAAAUGGCUUGCUUGUAAUAACAAUGAAAAGUAAUUAGCAUUUUAAGGCGGGAAAUUUAGACUCACUUAAAAAUGGCCAAAGGAAGAUUAAUAACUCGAUCUGUAUCAAAGAACAAACCAGUAGACAUGACCUUAAACCUGGAGUGCUCAGACGAGCCGUUGAGCGAAGCUCAACUAGCAAUGUCUACAAAAUUAAAAGAAAACUACGAGCGAGUGGUGUCAACCCUAGACGACCUUAUGAAGGAGCACAGCGGGCAGCUGCUAACCCAAGUGGGAGGUGUGAACGCGUACCAAUACAAGCUCUCAUCAAACACAGUGAACAGCCCGUCUCUGAUAAAAGCGAACCAAUUGAGCGUAGUCAACCAAACCAAGUCAAUAAAGCUCAACGUGUUGGACACUUCCAACACCGCAACGCCCUUAACCACCACAACAACAACCCCGCAAGGUAACAUGCUGGUAGUAGACCCACGAAUGGGCGUCUUAUUAGGCACCGUGGUCUCCAGCCAGUCUUUGUCAGCGCCAGUGGUGACAACAUCAACCGCAGCAUCAACACCAGCAGCUACAACUGUUUCCACCGCUUCCCAAAAGUCUCUUAUCAGCACCACUGAGAGCACAACCACCCCGACCAACUCCCGGAUUACUACCACGUCUUCCGGAGCAAUUACUUCAGUGGUAACCACUCCGACCGCUAUGAGGAGAGCCAAAGUUGUUCCUCUUCAGCAGCUGCAAGAAGAUCCCGAGAUUCCUGCUUUAAGAUUGAGGAAUAAAACAGUAACUACUUCCUCUACUCCAACCACGACCACCCCCACAGCGACUCCGAACUCCCAAGGAAUCAAGAUCAACAGGUCUACAACUACUUCCAACUCAAUUGUAGUCUCCAGGCCGACUGAGCAAACUAGCAUCGGCGGGAUUCGCGUCGGAGCCAAGAACGGAGCCGGUGAUGUAAUCGAAGAAGCCAAGAAGAACCUUCCGGACAACAAGGAGAUCGCUUUCAACAAAGCCAACGGCACCAGGACCUUCCCUUCAUUGGUAGUAGUCGCGCGACCUCACCUGAGCAUCAAGAACAUCACCACAGCUCAAGCAACUCAGGAGCGCAGCGAGCUGGACAUGACUGUAAAGAAUGUGCUAGUUUACACUCCCUCUAAAUUCGCAGAGUGGCUCAUCCAGAAGGGCCUGAUCCGCUCGGAGCAGUUCUGCACCCAGCACCCCACGGGAGUCGUCGACCCAACGGGAAAUCCUUCGUACAAGAAACUAAAACUAGGAAUGUACAGCGACGCGGGAACUUUUCCUUACUCUGGCGGGUACGUUUGGAUCGCCAACUGCUGCCACAAUAAAUUCGUCUCAGUCUUCUCUGGGUCUAUAUUCCAAGGAGCGCCUCACCCGCCUUCAGUGCUGCUUAAGUUGAUCUACCACUGGUCCUGCCAGACAAAUAUUCAAAACGUAGUUUCCUGGGUCAAGGUCUCUAAUGUUUACGUCAAGAACUUCUACACCAACCUCCGGAGUGUCUGCACAGCCGCUAUCUGGGACAAGAGCUCCCUAAUGGGCGGCAAGGGCUCCAGCAUCCAGGUUGGAGUCAUCAGCCUUGGCACCACUUCUCAAGAUGGCAAUAUGCGGCAAGUAAAGGUUGAAGUUUUGGGAAUUCUUAAUGCUGAAACCGGGCAAUUGAGAUUGAGAGCCUGCGACCCGAUGCAUGACUCCGACAGGUCUUUCAGAAGAAGGUUCAAUAAUAUUCUCCACCCUCUGGAGAACUGGGUCCAUAAGGACUCCAAGAUCCUGACGGAUUUUACAGUAGACAAACCUACUCUGCAAGACAUGGGCUUCUCCCAAGUCCACCAGACAGCUUUUAGCGACCAGAACCCCCGGAACACCCGAAGCAACUACCAGAUAAUGGAGUACCUGAGAAAAAUAGUCCCCAGGAUGUUCCAGAACACUUUGAGUCUCCUGAGCCGCCAGAUGAUGCAGCAGUUCCUUGAUGAGCUAGUUUGGCGCGAGACUUUUGGCUCCACAGCCGCUCGGGCGUUUGAUAAUAUCAUUCUGCACCUCGCGGAACAAACCAAGCUGUGCACCAGCGAGUCGCUGCUAGACCGGCUGGCUAAAAUCUCCACUAAUCCUUUUCAAGACUGGUCUUAUACUGUUGAAUCUCAGACUCUGCCUCUGUCUCUCCCUUCUGUCCCGGAGCAUUUGAAAGUGGGUCUAGGAGGUGGCAAGAAGGAGAACAACCGCCAAUCAGAGCCGGUUCAAUUAAAGCCCGGGCCUAAGAGAAAACGCAAGCGGCAGCAAGAUUCUGGCCCAGAAGCUAAAAGACCUCUUCUGGACUUUAAAUUGAUUCAAUAUCGAGGCAUUGAGCAUCUGAAAAGCGACCAGAUUCCGUUGAGUGAAUUUUACUAUGCGACUGUUGACGGAGAUCCUCACCAGGUGGCGAAGGAGGACAAGAGCGCCGUUGAUUUUAAAUGCUUCCUCUGCAACAGUGUUUUGAAAACUAAUACGCAGAUUAUGGAGCAUAUGAUCUGUCAUGUUCCACCCAGAGUUCCUGGACAGACUGUGGUUAAUGAUGAUGAUGAUGAAAAUAGCAGCAGUAAUAAGAAUAAUAGGAGCAGUCAUGUGUGCAGGUACUGCUGCGCUGCUUUCUCGUCUAAGCACCAGAUGACCACCCACAUUGACGAGCAUCACAGUGUCUUUGGAAAGAGCGACGACGCUGCUAUGGUGGCUUGUGGAAUCUGCGAGCAGAAGUUCAGCAACACCCAAUUAUUAAUCAAUCAUAUGUCGUUCAUGCACCUGCCCUCGGAGAUGCCUUACAGGUGUGACAGCUGCUGGUACAGAACUUCCAGUCACAAGGACAUCAUUGAUCACUUCUAUGAAGUUCAUGAGAAAGGAGAGACGCUCCAGUGUCCUUAUUGCUUGAAACUAAUUCCACUUGCUAAGGAUGGAAAGGUCAGCACUAGCAAUGUCCAUGUUUAUUUAGUGCAUUUGCAGAGACACAUGGUGAGGCGCGAGCAGGGUAGGGGGAAUAAGUGCACCAGGUGCUGCUUGUGGUUCAAUCAGAAGAGCCUGCUUCAAAGACACCAGCGGACUCUUCAUCAGGUUUAUCAUGGAUCCAAGGAUCCUAACUUUCAUCCGUUUAAGCAUCCAAUGUCCGACUCGGAUCAGAGCAAUAUUAUUGUCAUUUGCAAAUCGCAGCACCAGCUCAGAAGAAUUGUUGUUAGAAGCCCUUCGCCGGAGUUGCCCGAGGAUAAUAAUAUUAGAAAGUGGAGCUGGGGACAAGUUAAGAUUCAUUUGCCUAAUAUGGGACUCAGGUCUUAUCAGCCGUUGGCUUGUUUGGAAUGUGAAGAGGAUGUUGAUGAGGAACAACAUUUUCCUGGGGAACAGAGGUGCUUGCGGUGUCGUUAUGUUACUUGUUGUUGGAGGGCUUUUAAAGAACAUCAGCAGCAGAUUCAUAAUGAACGGCCGAUGACUAGUUUAAUUGUUCCAUCGCCGCUGGUUAAUAUUCCGCUGGAGAAAAAAAUGAAUUGCUCGUGUGGAUUAGCGACUAUUGAUGGAAAUUUAUUGGCAUCUCAUCUGGUAAAAUGUCGACAAACAUCACCUAAAGCUACUGUAAAAGCAGUGAUCGAAACAGUAGAAGAAAAUAAAGAAUCUCCGGUAAUGCUGGACAGUCUGGGCCUGAUACCCAAAUCAGUACCCUAAAAAAAAAAAGCAGUACAAGGGAAAAAAACAAACUUUGACUAUUGGUAUAAUUCAAAUAAAAUAAAAUGUCUUAUACUUAUUGCACUUACUCUCCACUGAGUGCUUUUUUUCACAACAAAUAAUAAUUAAAUCAAUCGUAAUUAAUUUUUGUGUAUUGAUAAAAAUAAUAAUAACAUUUAAAAUUAGUUAUUUUUUUUUCAGGUUAUUUAUUUAGCAAUUAUUCAUUCCCUCGUAAACCUAUAAAUAAGAAUAAUAAAUGAGCGUACAUAUUUUAGCGACAAAAUUUUCGGAGUAAUUAUUAUUAAUAAUAAUAAAUUUUAUUAUUUAUAUAUCUAAAUUAUUUAUUAUGAUCGGAUGUUAUUGUUACAAAUUAAAUUGAAAUAGAGAAAGAAAAAAACAAUAUAUAAUUGAAACAUAAAUGUAAAUUUUAAACAGUAAUAUUUAAAUUGUAUAUGCACAAUAUAUUGCCAAUUAUUUAAAUUGGGUCUAAACGCUACACUAAAAAUUGAGAAUACUACUAAACACAAAAAAUUUUUUUUUGACAUUUUUAAAUUUAAAUUAUCUUUUUUUUUUGGAUUUUAAUUUUUUUUUAUAUAUAUAUAUUUUUAUCAUUACUUUAAGUGUCUGUAUGAGUCAACACAGAAACCGCCUUUAUUAAUGGUAAUUUUCAAUUAUUAAUUGAUUGGAUUCACAAAUGCAUUAUAUUGACAUUAAUUAAUUAAUUAAUUAAUACUAUUAAUUAAAAGUAAAUUAUAGUGUUAAUUUAUAA